UGGGACUUAUGAUUUCAAAAAAAGUUUUAAAGAAGGAGAUGCAAAAUAUACUAACCAGACUGCUUUACCAGACAUAGAGUCAGAAAGGUCAAUACAACAGGAACCCUCUUGGAAUCAGACUAGAAUUUCCCAGAGUGUGCCUAAUAAGUUUGAAUCUGAUACACAAAAAAUACUAAAUGAAGGAAACAAUAACCAUUCAUUACAAAAAGGUACUUCAAUGCAAAUGUCGAACUUUGCUAGACAGCAUGCAGUCCAGGGAUUUUCUAGAAUUCAUCCAGACUUAAGAUUGUACCCAGCCCAUCAGAUGAUGCCUGAACUGGUCCGAAUCCCACCAUGUAAAAUGUCAUCAGAUAGUUCAGCAACAAUUUCAUCCUAUGAUCUCGCCAAUUCUGAUAAAAAUAUGUGUGCAGGAACUAACACAGAGGAUAAUUCAGGUUCAGUUUCAAAACAUAACAGUUUUAGACAGCCUAAUUGUGAAAAUUUCAAAGUGCCUUUUGCUCCUUUUAAAACUUGUGUUGACCAACGGAACUUAGAAAGAAGUUUUCCUCAGUGGCAUUCAGAUGAUAAAACUUUAGAUAGACAUCAAAUAUAUCAUCAAAAUUUCAAUUCAGAUAUCACGCAGUCAUCUCAUCUUUCACAAGAUUUCAGUUCUUGCUCUACAGAUUCUAACUGCAAUGGAAUUCAGUGGAGAUCAGAUCAAGAACCUGUGAAGCACAUAGCUGAUGGAGCUUUUAGCUCGCAGUCUGUGCAACAAUUUUAUUCCCAGACACAGCAUCAGUUUGAACCUGCACAAAACCAGUCAACUUCACAUUCAGACAUGAAUAUGCGUUUUCAGCAGAAUGUUCAGCCAGGAAUUGAGGAAAAAUUUAGACACUUUUUAGACAAACAUAAUCCUGUUGGUCCAAGUCAGAUUAAGCACCAGAUGCCGUCUGCUACUCAAUCUAAUGAGGCUUCAGAACAAUGCUUUGGGUUUACAUCAAGCAGUUUUUCAGCAAGGGAGCAUGUUGCCAUAGAUACUGUAAUGACACCUGAACAGUUGAGUGAUGAAAGCACAUUCCAAAUGAGUGGAAAAAAAUCAGAUGAAAUUUUGGAUUUGACUUGGGCUGAUCAUUCUUCAGAAGCAAAAAAUAUAGUUGGAAAUGGAACAGCAGAAGUAAAGAAAGCUGAGAAUGAAAAUGAAACAGUCAUGUCAUCUGCACUUUCAUUAGAUCAGUCAGAUAAUAAGUCCUUUGAAAAUUUAAGGUGCUCUUCCCCAGGAAGUGUUAUAAGUCGUGAAGGAAGUAACUCCAGUCAAAAAAGUCAAUAUAGUCCAGCUAUUAUUCAAAUCCUUCUAGAUCAAGUGCUUGACUCUAAUCAGGGCUUUUUGUUUGCAGAAAAUUUGAAACAGAAAUUGGACCAGUCUAAAACUAAUCAUACUGUUCUUCAGCGAGUUUUGAAUCUUAUACACCAAGCCUCUGAAAGGCGAAAAAGCUCAUCAGAAUUGCCUGGAACUGGUGAUAGUAACUUUGGUUUAAGCAAAUUACCUGAAAAUAGGUCAGAAGGUUUGAAUCGUUUCCUUAAUGAUUUAAAUGACAAUUGUAAUGAAAAAGAACCACCUUUACUGAGGAAAAAACGUUGCAUAGAAGAAAUGAAUUUGAAGGAAUCAUUUGAAAAUUUGGAUGUACAAAGAGCUGUUAACGUUGAUGUUCUUACUGAAAUUCAUGGACUUAAUGACUCUUGUAACAAUGCAAGUAGAAGUCCGCAUGCAUCCAUGCCACAGCCAGAUGGAAGUAGUCAUGUUCACAAUUCUUCUCAAGAGAAUUCAAGGUCUUGUUAUCCAGAAGUUCCAACUACGAAGAUUUCUGUUAACCAUAGUAAUCAAACUGGGUCUCACACUAUUUCAAGAAUUCCAACAGUUCAAAUUGCGUCAUCCUCAGUUCAGAGCCCAUCUCAACAAAUUUCAUCCAAUCAGAAUUUUCAUUCCAACUCUCAGUGUAUAUCAACUAAUAGAAAUGCCCAGUACAAUUCUCAAACUGCUUCAGACAACCAAAAUGCACAAUCAGUUCCAAUUCAGAGUUGCUCUACAAUGUCAGACAUUGACAUUCUACAACAAUCAGGACUGAAAAAUAUGGAAGUAUCAGACAAUCUUGUAACAAGUACUGACUUAGUAGAAGAAGGAGGAGAAGAAAAUGUGGAAGAAAUGUUACAAAUAAUUGAUUGUAUGAACUUAGCAAUGAAGAUUCUCAAUCGCUUCAAGCCAGAACAUCGGGAGAAAAUCCGCCUCUUUAAACAGGGACAGCUUCAUCUUCGUAUAAUGACAGCCAGUGACGAAGAUUGUGCAGAGAUUUAUGAAAAAUUAAUGCAAGGAAUUCCAGGCCUUAAUGAUCGCAUUUUAGGUUUCUGUGAAAGUGUUCCUGGGUUUGCAGAAUUAAGUAAGGAAGACAAAGAAAAGCUUGUGAAAAGAUCCUAUUAUGACAUGUGGACGUUAUCAUAUGCGGAAUAUUUCCAAAAUGGAGAAAGUUUUUGGAUACUUCCAAGUGGUGAGAUCUACUCAGCUCAGGCCAUGAGGAAAAUUCUCAAUGAUGAAAUGGUUGACACUAUUAUGACAUUUUCUGAUGCUUAUAACAGGCUUGAGUUCACUGACCUGGAAACAGCUUUAUUUUCUGCAGUUAGACUGACCACAACAGCUGGGACAGAGAUGGAGGACCAUGCUAAAGUGGAGCAGCUGCAUUCACGUUUACUAGAUACCCUUGUAUUUGAAAUAAAAAGAAAUCACUAUGGUAACCACAUGCGACUGGUGAUAGAAUUGUUCAAACUUGUACCAUUAAUUGAGGCAAUAAACAGAAUUCAGGGCGAGAUCAUUGCCAACUUUUCUGUGAAAAGAUUUCAGAAGAAAGCCGCUGAUGCAGGAGAAGGAGGUCAGAGAUCAGAAGAACCAGUCAAGCCAGUAGAGGUUCCUAGACAGUCUGUUUGAUCUUGUUCCUGAAUGGUUCAGUAGUGUUUCAGAAGAUACCAGGUACCAGACCCUCAACCAGACUGUCCUAAAUUUGUCAAACCUAUGCUGGUUCCAUGUACACAUGUACUUUAGGUAAUGAGAAACUGGGAAACAAGUGGAGGUGUUGUUAGCAACAUAAAAUUGAAAUGCUGUUGAACAAGAUUUGAGAGGCAGAUGUUGUUUAAGUACUUUAUGUGAUUGUAAAGGUUGUUUCAAGUUUCAUGCGCAAAAUGCUAGGGUGAAUGCUCAAUGACGGUUGUACCAAUGUAUAGACAUCUCUUCAUACAAGAACACCCUCUCAUUGCAAUGAACCAAUUAUUCAGUGUCAGCAAGAAUAAUUGAAACACUCCUGCGGCCAUUAUAAAUAUAGCCGCAUGAAAAGUUUGUAGGUAAAACAACAAUAAUUGUGUUAAUUAAUGAUACAGCUGCUCAUUUUGUGCAUAAAUGGCACUUGCAAGGUAUUAAUGUGCUAUUUACAUGUUCAUUAUAUUAAAUAUCCCAGAAAUAAAAGGUUGUAAGUGAAAAACAGUACUUGUGUGAAAGCAGGAAAAGUUGUAUAUUUUCAUAAUUUUGUUUUUACAAAUUUCUCACAUGAACUAGUCCUAGCCACAUUUGUGCAACCGCAUUACUAAAGCUUUUAAACACUGACAAGACCAACUUUGUUAUAUUUAUUGACCUGAGGUUAUUAAAAAAAUAUACAUAUACCUUUUUACAAAUGUUGUAAUGAAAGACAUUUUAGCUAUAUAUUUUUGCAUGUAGUAGUUUAUAGUAUGCAAUUCUACGAGGUAGUAAGUGGCAUUUUGACUGUUCUUUUUGUUUUUCAGUAAAUAUUUUGAAAAUUGAAAAUUCAUUGGUGAUAAGUGCCAUGUAGGGGGUUUUAUGAAGGAAAUGCCAUAUUUUGUUGUAUUUUGUUCAAUAAACUAGGUCUAAGAAUUUAAUUCAGUUUCAGGAAAGAUGUAGGUCAUGAUAGGUUGUAAGUAAAACAUGGAUGUUAAUAUGGCUUGACAGAUUUAAAUAUAUUUUGGUACACAGGUGUAACAUCAUAAAAUACAGGUAAAGUUCAACUUUGCCUACAAACCACCAUUUUUGACAUAGUUAUGGCCCCUUUUCCAUCUUAAAAAUUGCCAGACUCAUGGUUUCCGGACAAUAACUUAUGAAAAGCUUGACAGAUUUAAAUAAAUUUUGGUACACUGUGUAACAUCAUAAAAUACAGGUCAAGUUCGACUUUGCCUACAAACCACCAUUCUUUGACUUAGUUAAUGCCCCUUUCCAACAUGAAAUUGCACGUUCUUGUGGCCAUUUCUUACUUCUGUGACAAGGCCGUAUUUUGGUGGUAAUAUUCGUCACUCCAAUGACAGUUCUAGUUUUUUUUUUAAAUCUAGGUAAAUAUUAGAUUCUUUAUAGUUGUACUUUUUGGUUAAUAGUAGUUUGUGAUUUUUGAAAGUAAUGUAUUUCAUGCAAAAAUGCUUUAUAUUACACUUGAGAUAAUUAUGAAUAAGGCAAGAACUGAACUAUUGUAUGUUUUGCAUCUAUGCAGUAUCAUGACAUCAUUGUCUGUUUACGAUGUAAAUUUUUUGUGCUAUUGUCAUGGCCUUUUUGGGCCGGUUGUUAUGAAACAUCAAGCCAUACAAAAAACAUGAAAGUUUCUAGCACAAAUUUUUACUAUUUAUAGGUGCUUAUGAUACCGGUAGUCAUUUGAAGGUGUGCAUUUAAUUAUGUCGGAAAGUACAGCAAGUUGCUGUAUUAUCUAGAAAAUAGCUUGUGUUUUUAUUUAAUAAAAUAACAAGCACAUCUGGGAGUGUUAAAAUAUAUAUAUAUGUUCAGAAGUUGUUCUAAGGAAGUUCUUUAUUAAACAUUGUAUUUAAUAGGGAGGAGAAAUCUGUUUUUGCGGAGAGCUGAAAGUAUUUGUCCUUCAUUUGUGUCUUGAGGUAGUUUUGCAUGUAUGAAAACUCAGAAGUCGUGGUGUAAUAUCAUUUAUCCCAAUAACAUAUGAUAAAACUUGGUGUGAGGAAAAGUAAAUCAUUCCAUAAAUAACAACUUGAGUUUUAAAUGAGACAUCAUGGAAUAUAAAUUUCUUUCUAAAGAUUAGAUAUAAUAUAAUUGUGAAAUAGUCAUAAUUAUAAGCAGCCUGUAAUUUGAAAAUGUCUUAAACACAAGACUUAUACAUUUAUUUUUGCCACACAGUAUAAAAUAUGAGGUUUCAUAAUGUACUCAGAAUGAUGACUUUCCAUUACGAAAACCCAGUUGAGCUAAAAAUAUGUUCAAAUUUGUCUACCAUAUCAUUCAGCACACAAGUUCACAACUGGAUUUUUUUUAUUUUGAUCAAUUUUUUUUUAAUAUAUUCUGAAGUUUUGAUAAAAUCAAGGUUUAAUCAAAUUUUGCUCGGUAUAAAAAAUUUUGAUCAGAACAUAAUACUACCCUGUCAGAAGUUAUAGGGUGUUUGCACCUGCAGACUAUUUUAUUUCUGUAGGUAAAUUAAAUUUUGAUCCUUACAUGCACAGCUACCUUAAAGGUAUUGUAUGUGGUUUUUGUUUUUCAAGAUUUACUUACUGUAGUUAUUUACUGUCAGGAAAUCAAAGCAAAUAUUGAAAUGUCUUAUUGUUUUCAAUAUGCCAGCUGCUGUGUUUAUUAUGUUGUUGACCUCAUUAAAGGCAAUAAAUUCUGAGCUAUCUUUUGAACCAAAUUAUAAUAGAAGUAUUGAAGAAUAUUAUAGAGGUAUCCUAUGAAGAGCAAAUAUUUACUUUCGUUACUGUAAAUUACUGUGUUGUAUUUAUUAUGUCUCCCACCACACAGUGGUGUGGGAGACAUAUU
Molecule: messenger RNA, 5785 nt
Organism: Mercenaria mercenaria
Lineage: Eukaryota; Metazoa; Mollusca; Bivalvia; Venerida; Veneridae
Exons: 6
Coding region: 218-2953 (911 amino acids)
Biological process (GO): regulation of transcription by RNA polymerase II
Cellular component (GO): nucleus
Molecular function (GO): RNA polymerase II cis-regulatory region sequence-specific DNA binding; nuclear receptor activity
Source: RefSeq, a predicted model, not a curated record